Raphanus sativus (radish) is the source of this 606-nucleotide messenger RNA. RefSeq names its product floral homeotic protein APETALA 1 A. Gene Ontology annotation, cellular component: nucleus. The record is from RefSeq and is a predicted model, not a curated record. Gene Ontology annotation, biological process: regulation of DNA-templated transcription. Lineage: Eukaryota; Viridiplantae; Streptophyta; Magnoliopsida; Brassicales; Brassicaceae. Gene Ontology annotation, molecular function: DNA-binding transcription factor activity.
AUGGAGAAGAUACUUGAACGCUAUGAGAGGUACUCUUACGCCGAGAGACAGCUUAUAGCACCCGAGUCCGACUCCAACACGAACUGGUCGAUGGAGUAUAAUAGGUUAAGGCUAAGAUUGAGCUUUUUGGAGAGAAACCAGAGGCACUAUCUUGGGGAAGACUUGCAAGCAAUGAGCCCUAAGGAGCUCCAGAAUCUAGAGCAACAGCUUGAAACUGCUCUUAAGCACAUCCGCUGUAGAAAAUAUAAUGUGUGCGCAUAUUUUAUUGAACCAACUUUGUACGACUCCAUCAAUGAGCUCCAAAGAAAGGAGAAGGCCAUACAGGAACAAAACAGCAUGCUUUCCAAGCAGAUUAAGGAGAGGGAAAAGGUUCUUAAGGCGCAACGGCAAUGGGACGAGCAGAACCAUGGUAAUAAUAUGCCUCCGCUUCCACCCCCGCAGCAGCAUCAAAUCCAGCAUCCUUACAUGCUCUCCCAUCAGCCAUCUCCUUUUCUCACAUGGGGUGGGCUGUAUCAAGAAGAGAUCAAAAUGGCAAUGAGGAGGAACGAUCUCGAUCUGUCUCUUGAACCCGUUUACAACUGCAAUCUUGGCUGCUUUGGCGCAUGA